This is a messenger RNA of Mizuhopecten yessoensis (Yesso scallop), 5745 nucleotides long. RefSeq lists its product as uncharacterized. The coding region runs from base 192 to 5216 and encodes 1674 amino acids. NCBI's taxonomy places the organism in Eukaryota, Metazoa, Mollusca, Bivalvia, Pectinida, Pectinidae. The record is from RefSeq and is a predicted model, not a curated record. The transcript is spliced from 2 exons. Gene Ontology annotation, molecular function: chromatin insulator sequence binding. Gene Ontology annotation, biological process: regulation of transcription by RNA polymerase II. Gene Ontology annotation, cellular component: chromosome.
CUCUGGCGUACAACCAGAUCACGUGAUCGGCCUUUUCGCCAUCAUGAACAUGGACUACAACGAGACAGAUAUCAAAGUUUGCACAUGAUGGAUCCAUCCUCAGGUGUGUACAACCCAGAUGUCAAGUGAAUCGGGGUCCAUAUCGUAAGCUGUGAUGGACUUCAGAGGACUGUCUACCUGAGAACAUAACUAUGGAGGUGUGCACUCCGCUAAACGAUGCCGUGAAACAAAGUGCUACAGGUAUAAAAAUAAACCCAGAUAGCCAACAGUUUUCCCCAAAUCAGAUGGCCAGUUCAAGGAGUUCCCAAACAAUUAAGCAAUUGACACCACAAUCAGACAGCCGUAAAAGAUCUGACAAUGGAGACAAAAUCUCAGUUACCUUCUCUUCAUCAGCAUCAGUCAUGAAUCCUGGAGCAACUCGUCCUAAGUUGCUUGCAGAGUUGACAUCUGUGAGAGCUAAACAGUUGGCUGCCCAUUCACUUCCCGGUGGGGCAAGUCGGACACUCACCGUGGGACAGGAAAAAGCCGGCAGAUCAGAGAGUCCAAUCAUCAUCAUUGAAAACAUCUCUAAAGUUUUUCCAGUGCCGUUGAAUUCUCAUGGACAAAAAACUGUGCAUAAUCUCAUACCCAGUGAAUCUCAGUUGACAUUGAGUAAGAAAGCCACCUCUCAGAGUAGCACUCCAGUGAAAAGGACAACCAUUCAGGUCACUUCAUCUACUAGUCCUGAUCAUAAUAUCAAACACCAAGACGCAGCUCUCACAGACAGCAAUCGAACGGCAAAAGAAACAUUUAAAUGUGAAGAAUGUGAAUAUACCAGUUACAACAAGCAUUAUUUAAAGCAGCAUGUAGACCUUGUCCAUCACGCUGACCGACCAUUCAAAUGUCCCUUCUGUGACUAUGCAGGGAAGCGUAGUCAUUCUUUGCGGGAACAUCUAAUAGUUCACUCUAACGAAAGACCCUAUGAGUGUACACACUGUAACGCCACGUUUAGAAAGAAAGGCCAUCUCACAAACCACACAAAACUCCACCAGAAGACAGUCUUCUGUAACACCUGUCGCAAAUCUAUCAUUCACGCCGAGUUGGAGGCACAUGUGAAAACAUGUCGUGCUAGGGAAAACGUUUUUGUGUGUGAACUUUGUAGUUUUGUAGCUCCAGAUGAAAACGCCAUCUUGGAACAUAUCAAAGUGCAUCAAUCACAACAGAUCUAUGUGUGCAGCACGUGUAAACACAUGACUAGUGACUUUGAAGCAUUUGUUGCACAUGCAGAAACACAUCAACAGACAUCUUCAAAUACAGACUCGAGCACUGCAGAACUCAAAUCUGCUUCUAUUAAGGCAGACCUAAAACAGACUAUUCUAUCCAAGCGUCCACAUGACCUAGAGCAGGGAAAGGAGUCACCUGUGUCUAAAGUUCGACCUGUACCUGCGGCAACUAGUCAGCCUGGUAAACAGGACCUACUACUGAAAUGUUCUGAGUGUGGGUUUGUUGCUCCUACUACCACACUAAUGAAAAACCACAUGUGGACCCAUUUACAGAGUAUGGAAAACCCUUCCCCAUCCUUCAAAGAGGAAGUCACUUCACAGAAACCUGCAAUAGAGAGGUUGCCCCCACAGGAAAAGUCAGUGUACAAGUGUGUGGAAUGUGACUUCAUGUGUGGUGAAGCAUACAAUUUUGUAGUGCACAUGUUGGCACACAAACCUGAACUUCAGCAUUCAAAUGUCCCGUCGAUACCUGUUCCGUCACUACCUGUACAGUCUGCAUCAUUGCAGUCCAUGCCAGUCCAGUCCGUACCAUUGCAAUCGGUACCAAUGCAGGCAGGUCCAGUCCAGCCAGUUCCUGGUCAGUCUGUAACAAUGCAGGCAGUUCCAGUCCAGCCAGUUCCUGGUCAGUCUGUAACGUUGCAGGCAGUUCCAGUCAAGCCAGUUUCUGGUCAGUCUGUAACGAUGCAGGCAGUUCCAGUCCAGCCAGUUCCUGGUCAGUCUGUAAAAAUGCAGGCAGUACCAAUGAAGGCAGUACCAGUGCAGUCAGGACUAGUGCCCUCGGUACAAAUACAGCAGUUAAAACCUGUUAAUACUUCCACGAUUGAAAAAUUAGUAACUUCUGUCCCCAUGACAUUAGUUUCCUUUUCAAGUCCUUCAUCAGCGAAGUCCUCGUCUGCUACAACACCCUCAGCUUCAGUGCCAGCUACGGUCACAUCAACAGGCAAGGAGCCGGCAUCCCCUUUUGCCAUCAGACAAGAUUUGAAGGAAAGCAUCCUAGCCAAACAGCAAAAACUACCUGCAAUUCAAGACUAUUUGAUUAAAAGUAAAGAUGGAGAGUUACCUCCCUUCGUCCAUGACAGGGUGAAUGCCCGAUACCUGUGCACUAUUUGUGGAUACUCCUGUGAGUUUCAGAGAACUAUAAAAGCUCACAUUUGGAAACAUUCAGGAAAUCAAGACAUUGAAUACCCCAUGUUUCAAAAUGGCCCCCUCAGUAUUUAUGAUUCUGCUGUAGAAUCUAAAUCUUGUUUGAAUUUAACACCAAGUUCUGUAUUUAUGAUGGAAAAGGCACAGAAAGCAUUAAAGGAAAACACUAAGGAACCCAACACAAAGGUUUCUACCUCCCAGCACACCUCUGUCAGUCCCAUUGCUCCUGCCUUGGCCCACCUUUUGGCUGCGAGGGCCAUGACUGGACUCACACAGGAAGUGACCUUACCAAAGGUUACAGAGUCUGAGGUUAAAUCCCAGUCAGAUGUCCAAGAUUCCAAGGAGGAAACUGAAAUAAAUUCAGAUUUUAUCUCAAAACCAACGGUGAAACCAGCCUCGAAGAUUUCUCAAGGGGAGGAUGCAGAGACCAUACCUUCAGAGACUGACGCAGAAUCCAGUCCGACAAAAACAUCAGAUGUACUUGGUACAGCGAAAGAAAACGAACAAGAUGAUGAUCAUCUAACCACUUCUAACACGGCACCUGCUGAAACCGUCAGUGUUGGAAAUGAUGAUGAAGAGCCGAUGGAUACUACAAGUAUGACACAAGAGACAUCGGAGGAUUCGGUGGAUAAGUCAGAUGCAGAGAAACAAGAUGAUACAUCUCCAAAAACCUCUGGAUCAGCCCAGGGACAAAAUGGUGCUAAAAAACGAAAACUGAGUGAAUCAAAGUAUGACGUGAAUGAAAUGUUACAGAUGGUGAAGCUGUUCUGUGCUGCAGAGGAUGUAGAAUGUGAGGAUGUGGUGGAGCAGGGCAAUGUUGUCGUGGAGACGGUGGAUUGUGUGGUAAACUUGUCAGGGCUGACCAGUAUAAAGAGUCAACAAAGCAGUCCCCGUACAUGCUCUGGAAUAACAGGGUCUACAGAGGGCGAAAUCACUGGUGAAACAGAGCAAGACAUGGAGUGUGGUGACUCCGGGUUCAUGUCGGAUACAAAUUCCAGUCAAUCACAAGCCACCUCAAAAGUGGAGCAUGCCUACAUGUCAACAAGAUCAAGUUCCAGACAAUUGGAAAGAUUGAAGAAAAAUGUCAGUAAUUCUCCUAAAUCGAAACACAAGGAGGGCAUUGAGCAUGCGACAAAAGAAGCAAGUGGGUCAGGGAAACAUCAAGAAAAAGUUAGGAAGGAUGAGGCACAGAACAGAAACUGUGCAGAAAAUGAAGAUUUAGAGGAACAUGAUGAAGAGGAAGAGGACAUUCCUCCAUCUUCUAUGGCAGAAUCAGCUGUAACUUUGCUGUCUUUGCUGAAAAAAGGAGCAAACCAUAAUCCAGCAUGUCCAUCAUCAGCACAGAAAGUGAAGGACGAACAGUCUGAGGUCACCAGGACGAAAGGAGACAUUACGAAGGAGAAGAAACCUAAAUCUCAGGGCAUUUCUUCAUCUUUACUUGCUGUUAUAGAACAGUUGAGAGAACGGGCACGGACGGAAACAGACUAUGAUAUAGAGUCUGGAAAGAAAGGUACAAAAAAGAAAUCACGGAGGCUCUCUGCAGAGGAUGAAGGGCCAAUGGAGAAGAUGGACAAUGUGGAGCGUAUCGAGGAGGCAGAGGAAGACGAGUCGAGGUUUCGUUGUAAACUCUGUCACUACUCUAACUCCAGUACUUUUGUAAUGAAACAGCAUAUGCGUCUACACAAGACGAAGCGUCCAUUUGAGUGUUCACUGUGUGACUUCAUGGCGGAAUCUAGUGAGGACUUGCAGAACCAUAUGAUAAAACACUGUAAAGUUCGAACGUACCAAUGUAAGUUGUGUCCAUCUGCAUUUAACUACAAGAGUCAACUGCGUGCUCACAUGAGAGCACACAAUGAAAAAGACGUUUUUGCUUGUGAGGAAUGUGACUUUGAAACAGGAAACCCCAAUUUACUGAGGAACCACAUGAGCAAUUGCCAUGAAGUCAAGCAAUAUGUGUGUGAAGUAUGUGAGCGGAGAUUCGUCUCCAAGCACCAGCUCAGAGUCCAUAAGAAAAUCAUGUGUAACGGAGAAGAAGAAAUGCCGUUGAUGUUGUGUCCAGAUGAAAAUGGGAAAGAAACACAGGAUCAGAAAUCUCACGGAAAGUUCCAAAAACAGGACUUCAGGUGUGCAAAGUGUGAUUAUGUAACUAACUCAUUUGCAAGAUUUGGAAAUCAUAUGAAGACACAUGAGGAACCAAAGGUUCUGAAAUGUGAGCUAUGUGACUUUCCAGCUGUGUCCAAUCGUAGCCUUAAGUCACACAUGAAGCGACACAUAAACGACCAGCGGUUUGUGCAGCAGCCACUGGAACAGUACAAGUGUAAUCUUUGUGGCUAUGUGUGUCACCACCUUCCUUCGCUAAAAUCACACAUGUGGCGCCAUGCUAGUGACCAGAACUACAGCUACGAAUUCACAAAUGAAGUCAUCAAUGCAGCCAUUGAUUAUGACAGCCGUCUUGACACCAAAGAAUGCUGCGAGGAAGAUGUUGCAGAGUUCAAUAAAACAAUUCGUGAAAAGAUGCGGAUCCGACUCGCUAGUCAGGGUGUCACCAAAGAUGCGGAGAGUCUGUGUGCUGUUUGUUGGGUUACCUUCCGCUGUUGUCAGUGUGGGUUUGAAGUCAUCAAUAAAGCGCAGCUAAACUUACACAUGAAGACACACUCAGAUGUUAUUCAGUGGACUCUGCAGGUCUCCCAAAACAGUACUACCAGCAGUGGUACAAGUGGGGGGCAAAGUAGUGCUAUCACAGUGGACAGUGGGGAAGGCAGCAGCCAUGUUAAACAAAGACCUGAUAGGAAAGGUCUAGAGAUACAAUAACAGAUCUGAUAGACAAGGUUUAGAGAUAUAAUAACAUGUAUGUCAAGAAAGGUAGAGAUACGAUAACAAGACUGUUAGGUUUAGAGAAGGAGAUAGGAAAGACCUAGAAAUUUGAUAAAAGAUCUGAUAGGAAAUUAAUGGUCUAGAGAUCCAAUAAUGGAUCUGAUAGGUAAGGUUUAGAGAUACGAUAAUGAAGCUGAUGGAUAAGGUUUAGAGAUACGAUAAUGGAUCUGAUAGGUAAGGUUUAAAGAUACGAUAAUGGAUCUGAUGGGUAAGGUUAAAAGAUACGAUAAUGGAUCUGAUAGGUAAGGUUUAGAGAUACAAUAAUGGAUCUGAUGGAUAAGGUUUAAAGAUACGAUAAUGGAUCUGAUAGGUAAGGUCUAGCGAUACGAUAAUGGAUCUGAUGGAUAAGGUUUAAAGAUACGAUAAUGGAUCUAAUAGGUAAGGUCUAGCGAUACGUUAAUGGAUCUGAUAGAUAAGAUUUAGAGGUACGAUAAUGGAUCUGAUAGGAAGGUCUAGAAAUACAAUA